This is a messenger RNA of Plenodomus lingam JN3, 879 nucleotides long. Lineage: Eukaryota; Fungi; Ascomycota; Dothideomycetes; Pleosporales; Leptosphaeriaceae. The record is from RefSeq and is a predicted model, not a curated record.
AUGCCGACCCAUUCUCGGAAAUCUUCUGGAGCCUCACAACAACACCGCUCUCGUCGUCCAUCUUAUUCGCACCAGCGCACCAGCACCGCGCCCGAUCCGCCCACCCUACUGCGCCUGCCCUCAACCAGCUCCACGGCUGCCUCGACCUCGCCGCGACAGCGACGGGCCAGCAUAACAAGCCCCUCGACACCUGCAGGCACCACGUCGGCCUCGUCAGCUACCACGCCCUCGUACUUCUCCCCCCAGCCCACAGCCACCUCAAGCCAGGACCCACGCUCACCACCUGGCGCAAGGCGGCCACCUGCGUCCCACAGUGCCCAUGGCAUUGACAAUUCCCGUGGACCGCCUGUCACACUGGUAACGCGCGGAAACUCUGACUUCUCGCGCCGCAACACGCAGCAGCAACAGCAGCCGCCACAACAGCCUUCAGACUUUGCCUAUGCCCAGCAGCAACUCGUGCAGGCAGGCCUCGUCUCACCAAGCAGCUCUCAAGCAACAACAAACCGCAAACGCAGAGAGUCCAUGAAUCUGGGUCCUGGCGCCGCCCCGCCGCGGACAUCAGCAGCACCACCACCACCACCAAAACAACAAACAAGGUUGCCCACCAUGUCACGCCAAAAUUCGGCCAACACCUCGCGCCCUGCGCCACAUCGGUUGACGAGCUCCUCAGAAGAAUCCACUGAGUCCGAGUCUGGCCCACGCAGCCGUCUUGAGGACUUUCGUACAGCGCACAGCCGCCCGGGAGCCACAGCCAACUCUGGUGCCAACAACGAGCAGACCGAGGACCUCUUCUUGAACAUUGCAGCCGACAGCGCACCAAGACAACGCUCAGUGGAAGCGCCGGCGCGCAUUGACAGACUGAAAGUGAGUGACUUUUGA